Molecule: messenger RNA, 810 nt
Organism: Metarhizium robertsii ARSEF 23
Lineage: Eukaryota; Fungi; Ascomycota; Sordariomycetes; Hypocreales; Clavicipitaceae
Product: thioredoxin
Exons: 4
Coding region: 1-810 (269 amino acids)
Source: RefSeq, a predicted model, not a curated record
AUGGCAUCAUGCUGCAUUGCUGUCCACUUCUCCAUCUCAUCCAUCAAUCUCACUGCAGACUUUACACAGGUCAACGUGGACAUAAUGAGCGGUCUUGUUGAGAUUAAGUCUCCUUCGGAGUGGCAGUCUCUGCUCUCCAGCACCUCCGUAGUCGUCGCCGACUUCUAUGCCGACUGGUGCGGACCAUGCAAGAUGAUCGCUCCUCAUUUCCAGCGUCUCGCAAGCCAGCACUCUUCUCCCAAGAAGGUGGCCUUUGCCAAAGUCAACGUCGACUCCCAACCCGAAGUCGCCAAGGAGAACCGUGUGUCUGCAAUGCCCACCUUCAAAAUCUUUCACAACGGCACCUGCGUCGAGACUAUCCAGGGUGCCAAUCCGACCGCUCUCUCUGAGGCUGUUACCAAGGCGGUCCAGCUCGCAGGUAGCGGCAAAUCUGCCGAUGGUCUCUUCAAGACCCCUGGUCGAACUCUGGGGGGAGGUUCGCCUUCUGCGGGCGGCGGCUUCAACUACAGCGGCUUGUUGAACCUUCUUAUCGCCUUUGUUGGCCUGUACCUGUUCGACGCGCAAAAGGCUGCUGAGCAGUCGCGGUUCAACAUUCAUAAAGCGCCGCAGAGACCUGCUCCUCCACGCGCGUCGCCAGCAGCUUCUGGGGCUGGGACUGGGACUGGAUCCGGUAAAUAUAACUUUCCAGGCUGCCAAGGAGGUUCACCACCAAUUGCCUUGCGGCCAACGCAGCCCACCAUCGGCACAUGGCAGCCUUCUCGCACGCAGUCUACAGUCACCGGCAAGACUCGGUGUCCCAAAUACGCAUAA